This is a messenger RNA of Spirodela intermedia, 717 nucleotides long. NCBI's taxonomy places the organism in Eukaryota, Viridiplantae, Streptophyta, Magnoliopsida, Alismatales, Araceae. The record is from the annotation of a GenBank genome assembly.
AUGGAACAAAAAAUUGAAGUUUUUAAUGACACUUUGAAGCAAAUCUUAGCACGAAUGUCUGCAAUGGAAUGUCAAUCUCAUGGUCCAAUUGGUCAAAAAUAAAUUGAUUUUUGUAAUCUCUCACAUAAAAACUUAUCAAAUGAUAUAGCAAGCUCAAAAAGUAGAUCAGAUUAUGAUGAUUGUAGAGAUUUUCGAAUGAAAAUUAAUUUGCCUAAUUUGAAUGCACAUUUGAAAAUAGAAGAAUUUCUAGAUUGGAUUUCUAAAGUUGAGAGAUUUUUUGAAUAUAUGAAGAUUUCUGAUGAGAAAUAGGUAAAAUUAGUUACCUAUAAACUCAAAGGUGGGGCCUCUACAUGGUGGGAUCAGCUACAAUCCACUCAUGCAAUAUGAAGAAAAGAUUAAGUUCAAAGUUGGGAUAAAAUGAAGAAAUUAUUAAAAUCUAGAUUUCUUCUUCCUAAUUAUGAACAUGUUUUAUAUCAUCAAUAUCAAAGUUGUAAAUAGAGAAGUAGAUUUGACACAAAAUAUGAUGAGGAAUUUUAUAGACUUUCUUCAAGAGUUGAUUUGAUUGAAUCUGAAUCUUGUAUGAUAUCUAGAUUUAAAAGUGGACUUCGAUGGGAUAUUGAAGAAAAGGUGGCUUUACAAUCAUUUUUCAAAUUAAAUGAUAUUAUUAUGGCAUCAAAACAUGCUGAAGCUUUAUUGGAGAGAAAAAACCAGAACUAA